Messenger RNA from Scylla paramamosain (green mud crab), 1382 nucleotides. RefSeq names its product pro-resilin-like. Bases 25 to 444 code for a protein of 139 amino acids. The transcript is spliced from 4 exons. Gene Ontology annotation, cellular component: extracellular matrix. The record is from RefSeq and is a predicted model, not a curated record. Lineage: Eukaryota; Metazoa; Arthropoda; Malacostraca; Decapoda; Portunidae.
CUUGUUCUGACUCUCACACUCAACAUGGCUUUUAAGGUAAUGAUGGCGGUGGUGGUGGUGAUGGCGGCAGCGGUGAUGGCGGCCCCACAGUACAACUACGAGCCCCCUGCAGCACCCUCCUCUCUGUACGAGACCCCCGUACAGAGCAUUGAUAACCCCUCGCUGGAGUAUGGGCCCCCCCUCGAGGCACAGCCACAGAACCUGGUGCCCAGAGUGGUGACGCCCCCCUCCACCUCCGGCACCACCGCGAUGGCCGGCAUGCCCUACGACUUCCAGUGGGACGUGCAGGACACAGACAGCGGCAACACGUUCAGCCACGUGGAGAACAGCGACGGCCAGACCACCCAGGGGGAGUACCGCGUCCUGCUGCCUGACGGACGCACCCAGGUGGUCAAGUUCUUCGAUAACGGCGGAGGCUUCAACGCUGUGGUCACCUACGAGUAGAGAUUCACUCCUACAUUACACCUCCUCUUCUCGUUCUCUGGUCACCUUCUCUCUCUUUCUCUACUCUUCCUCUUCCUCUCUCAGUCCACACAGCCUACUCCCUCUCCCUCUUCCAUUCCUCAUCUUCACUCCCUUUUCUCUCAUUCACUCUUCCUUCAUAACCUCCUAUACUUUAUCCUCUCUUCCUCUCCUCACAUCUCCCUCUUUACACUUCCUGAUCUCCUCUCAUUCCACAAAACCUACUACCUCUCCUUCCUUCAUUCCCUACAUUCCUUUUUUUUUUUCAUUCAUUCACUCUUUUACUGUCUCUUCAUAACUUCUCUCUUUCUCUCUUACAACCUCAUGUAUUAUCUUUUACUUUCUCUCCUUCCUUUCGAAGUCCACCUUAACUCUCACUUUCGUACGUCCUCGCCAACCUUUGCCAACGCCUCUCCCUCCCCCUCCUCGCCUCCCCAGCGCCCCCCACACGUGGGGGCCCUUGCACGGCCCCCACCCAGCGGCGGAGGCCCAGACAGAAGGACGUUAAAAAGAUUUAUCUGUCUUGUUGCGUCCCUUUAAUUCUCGUGGAAUCUCGUUUAGUGAUAAUUAUACUCUCUCUCUCUCUCUCUCUCUCUCUCUCUCUCUCUCUCUCUCUCUCUCUCUAACACACCUGUGCCUUUUGUGAGAGGUGUCUAGGCCUGUCUCUCUCUCCCUCUCCCUCUCCCUCUUUUACCAACCUUCCCUCUCUCUCUCUCUCUCUCUCUCUCUCUCUCUCUCUCUCUCUCUCUCUCUCUCUCUCUCUCUCUCACUCAAGUCUCUCUACUGCUCUCCCAAACUCUCCCAGUUGAUAACGGCUGCGCUCAUUACAAUGAUUAUUCUUAAAGUAUUUAUAUUAUUAUUAUUACUAUUAUUAUAUUUUGUGAGAUAAGUAGUUUCAUAAUAAAAGGAAUGAAACACUG